This is a messenger RNA of Morus notabilis, 1885 nucleotides long. RefSeq names its product probable aspartyl aminopeptidase. NCBI's taxonomy places the organism in Eukaryota, Viridiplantae, Streptophyta, Magnoliopsida, Rosales, Moraceae. The transcript has 11 exons. Gene Ontology annotation, biological process: proteolysis. The record is from RefSeq and is a predicted model, not a curated record. The coding region runs from base 82 to 1542 and encodes 486 amino acids. Gene Ontology annotation, molecular function: aminopeptidase activity; zinc ion binding.
UUGAGUCUUAGAAGAAGAAGGUGAGUGAGUCGAGAGAGAGUGUGAAGUGUGAAGGAGAAGACGAAGCUCGAAAUCUCAGCCAUGGCAAACGACCAAGCAAGCUCUGAUGUGGUCUCCGAUCUUAUGGACUUCUUGAACUCCUCGCCUACUGCUUUCCACGCCGUCGAUGUGGCGAAGAAGCUUUUGCGAAGCGCAGGCUACGAGCAGGUCUCGGAGAGAGAGGAUUGGAAACUGGAAGCAGGGAAAAAAUAUUUCUUCACGAGGAAUCACUCCACUAUUGUAGCUUUCGCCAUUGGUAAAAGAUAUGUUGCGGGCAAUGGAUUCUACAUAGUUGGUGCUCAUACUGAUAGUCCUUGUCUCAAACUUAAGCCUGUUACCAAGGUAACUAAAGGUGGCUAUUUGGAAGUUGGGGUCCAAACAUAUGGAGGUGGCUUGUGGCACACAUGGUUUGAUCGAGACUUGACGCUUGCGGGAAGGGUAAUAAUAAUGGAAGAAAAAGAUGGUAUUGUUUCAUAUUUGCAUAAACUUGUGAGAAUCGAGGAGCCUAUAAUGCGGAUCCCAACCCUGGCUAUUCACUUGGACAGGGGGGUUAAUGAUGGUUUUAAGGUGAACACACAGACUCAUCUUCUUCCUGUCUUGGCAACAUCGAUUAAGGCGGAGCUCAACAAAGUUGUUGCAGAAAAUGGUCAGGUUGAAAAUGAAGCUCAGACCUAUGGAAAGAAAUCUAAUGAAAAAACAACCUCUGACAAUUCAAAGCACCACUCACUUUUAUUGCAGCUUCUUGCAAGUCAGCUUGGAUGUAAGCCAGAUGAUAUUUGUGAUUUGGAACUGCAAGCUUGUGAUACUCAACCAAGUACAAUAGCCGGUGCCCAAAAGGAAUUCAUAUUUUCAGGACGGCUUGACAAUCUGUGCAUGUCAUUUUGUUCUCUUAAGGGAUUAAUAGAUGCUACAUCUUCUGAGAGCAGCCUUGAAGAUGAGGCCGGUGUUAGAAUGGUGGCUUUGUUUGAUCACGAGGAGGUUGGAUCUGACUCGGCCCAAGGUGCAGGGUCUCCUGCCAUGUUAACUGCUCUAUCACGAAUUACAAAUUCGUAUACCUCAGAUCCUAAGAUACUUGAGAAAGCUAUACAGAAGAGUUUUCUUGUAUCUGCUGACAUGGCACACGCCCUGCACCCUAAUUAUAUGGACAAACAUGAAGAAAAUCAUCAGCCCAAGUUGCAUGGAGGACUUGUUAUAAAAUCCAAUGCAAAUCAACGCUAUGCGACCAAUUCUGUCACUUCCUUUUUAUUCAGGGAGAUAGCGUCAAAGCAUAAAAUUCCCACCCAGGAUUUCGUUGUUCGCAAUGACAUGCCUUGUGGUUCUACCAUCGGUCCCAUCCUUGCGAGUGGUGUGGGAAUUCGAACGGUUGAUGUUGGUGCACCACAGCUUUCAAUGCAUAGCAUCCGAGAAAUGUGCGCUGUUGAUGACGUGAGGCACGCAUAUCAGCAUUUCAAAGCCUAUUUCCAAGAAUUCUCCCAUCUUGAUUCCAAGAUUAUAGUGGAUUAGUAGGUCUAUUGCAUCUCAUUCGGCUGUUCCAGAAGUAUCUUCUGGUUGCCCUUGUUAGGACCUCACUCAUGAAACCGGUUCAAAACAUAAUUAGGGUAAUAAGGACCGGAAAAAAAGUGGUGAUGCUAUGAAACGUACACCAAUGUUGGGCUUGUGCGAAGUUUAUGAAUUGGCUUUGAGCUUAUUUCAUGCUUUACUUUUGGAGCAACUUAAUUGAUUUACAUUCAAAAUGCAAAAAUCAUGCUAAUUUGACACAUUUAACAAUUUAUCGUGGGCGGGGCAUGUGGACAACCUCUUUACCUGGUUCCACUCCUUUAUUAUUCUAAAGGAAAGAAUAAUUUGU